Molecule: messenger RNA, 2661 nt
Organism: Cotesia congregata
Lineage: Eukaryota; Metazoa; Arthropoda; Insecta; Hymenoptera; Braconidae
Source: the annotation of a GenBank genome assembly
AUGCAGAGUUCGUUUAUUUUAUCCGAGUACGAAGAUAUCAAUGUUUUGUUAUUAAAACCCAUCGCUGCAACGCAGAGAAUAAAGUAUACAUGUUUCAAUGUAUCAACGAGCUACAUCGCUCUUGGGUCUACUAGUGGUAGUAUUUAUUUAUUUACACGCGAGCCAUGUACUUUUCAACAAGUGAUACCUCUAUCAGAAGGGCCAGUUACUCACGUUCUGCUGUCACCUGACGAAAAAAAUUUAGCAUUGUCUACAAAACGGGGCAGUGUCUGUGUAAUUAAUAUUAAACCUAUUAAAUUGAUAUCAAUUAUUUCAAAUGAACACAUUGAUACAGUGAUUACUUGUUUAUGCUGGAAUGACAGAAGUUCUGAAAUUUAUGUCGGUGACAACAAUGGAAAAGUUUCUACUAUUGUACUGUCUAUUUUUACAGUUAAUGGAAUGUUCCCAGCACCAUCAUGCGCACUAAUGCACCUGGACUCAUCAGUAGUCCAAAUGGACUAUUCAUCCCACUACUUACUAGUAUCAACCUUGAGCCGUUGUUACAUAUGCAACACAUCUCAGGAGCAGUUCAAGCAAAUAGGUAACAAAUCUCGUGACGGCGAGUAUGGUGGCUGUUUCUUCAAAUCCGAACAAUCAAAACCUCAUUAUAAUUCAUCAAUCAUGAGCAACAGCUCAGAAGUAGACACCACUAGCGAUAGAGUGCCAAAAUCAAUCGGUAGCAUGAUAGGAUUGAACGAAGAAUCAGACGAAAAUCUGGUAAUCUAUUGCACACGACCUGGAUGUCGUCUGUGGGAAGUAAACGUGUUUGGUACAGUAGUGAAGACUCACCAGUUCAAGGAAGCGCUUCAGCCUCCUUCAAAAAUCUUCAAAUCUUCUUCCAUAAAAUCAAAUUGUGAUAACACAAGCUCAAAUACUCAAACUCAAACUAUUAAUUUUUCCAGGUUGAAAAUCAUUAACAAAAAGUACUUGCUCUCUUACACUGGAAAUAAUAUAUUUAUAAUAGACCCAAUAAGCACAACAAUUUUAUCGACUGAAUUUAACAAUAUAUUUAUGAUAGAUAUUAUUGAAGACCGAGUUUAUAUUAUGACAACUCUAGGUACCUUUCAUUCUUUAUUACUCUCUACCCCAGAUUAUUUAAUUUUAAAGCUCUACGAGUGCAAGUUACUCGAGGAUUGUCUGCAAUUGUGUAAAUUAUAUCGCAGUGAUUUUACAAAUGGCUCUGAUAAUGAUAUUAAUGUAAUAACUCCAAUAAUUGCGUCAAUUCAAUCAAACUUUACACCUCAGAGAUUAAAUUCCGGAAUUGUUGUCGUUAAUUCUGGUCAUGGAUUUUUGAACGACGAUUACAAUAACUAUGUGCUGGAUAAUGAUAAUGAAAAAUGUUCUAGAGAACAUCCAGAGCUUCCUGACAAUUCAGAUGAGAUUAUCUUCACAAAUCGGCUGGAAAACAUGAAAAUUAGCAAUGGAGACAAGAAUAAAGAAAGCAGGGAUGAAAAUUUAGAAUCUCUGUUUAAAAAUGAACUUACAAGUAUCCAAACUGACGUAGAGCCGAUUUACGAGCUGAUAAAUUCAUUAAAAAGCUCUUUGAAUGAAGAAAUAAUUAAGAAAAUAUUGGAUAGUAUAGCGCGGAUCAAAACAAAGUAUGAUAUAGUUGAAUUAAAUCAAUUUAUUUAUGAGAUAAUACGUUCAGUAGAGCGUCAUUAUUUUACUGUCUUGUUGGAAAGUAUUGUUAUGAUUGAUUUAUUUGUAGAAAAUAAUUUUGUGAUUGAUGAAAUCACCCGGGCGUUUAUUGACUUUAAUUCUGGUACUCGGUGCAUUUGCGAGAGAGAAAGAGAGUCGUCGGGUGAUACAGAGCCAAAGUUUAUGGAAGUAGGGAUAAAUUUACUUAAAUUUGAUAAAAACAAAGGUAUUUAUUUGUGUAGCAAAGUACCCUGGAUGUGGGAGGAGUAUUUUCGGAUUUAUUAUUACUUAGAACGUGAUAUUAUUCCACUGUGCCUUCAGAGCAGAGACAAUAAUGGUAUUGCCAAUUUGUUUACACUUAUUGAAGAAAAAGAGGAAGAGGAAUUUUGGGAAUAUGCUGCUGAGAAUUAUAAAAUCAUGGAGAAGGGAAUUUGUUUGAUAUGCAAGAAGUCUGCUGAUCGGGAUGAUCAGAGAGAAGUAAUCGAUUGGAGCGAAAUUACGCGGUUGAUUAUUAAGAAAAAAAAUAUUUAUGCUGCAGUUAAGUUUGUUAAACACCUGGAACAAUUACUACUGCAUGUUAAAUUAAAAGAAAGGCAAACUUUUUUUUUUUUUAGUGUUUAUCAGACGAUAAUAUUUACAAAAUUAUUGGAUCGCCAUGGACUUGAGCAUACAGUUGAAUUUGAUAGGAAUAAACUGACUAAUGAAUAUAAUUCUAUAUGUUCAUCAGAAGCAAAAAAAAUACUCAAAGAAUCGUUGGAAAAAGAUCUCGAAAAACAACUAGUUAAUAAAAAUUUAUUUGGCAGUGGUGUUUAUCACUGGGGAAUUAAGUUCAAAACAAAAUCAUCGAUAUGUUCUUCCUGUACCCUGUCAUUACAAACGCCAGUACUUUUAGGAAAUAAUGGAAUAUCAAUAUUUCCAUGUGGUCAUGCUUAUCACGUAAAUUGUCUCUUACAAAAAAAAUCAACAAAAUGUCUUCUUCAUUAG